Messenger RNA from Maudiozyma saulgeensis, 267 nucleotides. The record is from the annotation of a GenBank genome assembly. NCBI's taxonomy places the organism in Eukaryota, Fungi, Ascomycota, Saccharomycetes, Saccharomycetales, Saccharomycetaceae.
AUGGGUAAGGGUACUCCAUCUUUCGGUAAGCGUCACAACAAAUCCCACACUCUGUGUAACAGAUGUGGUCGUCGUUCUUUCCAUGUUCAAAAGAAGACCUGUGCUUCCUGUGGUUACCCAGCUGCUAAGACUAGAUCUUUCAACUGGGGUGCUAAGGCCAAGAGAAGAAACACCGUUGGUACUGGUAGAAUGCAAUAUCUAAAGCACGUCUCCAGAAGAUUCAAGAACGGUUUCCAAACUGGUACUGCCAAGAAGGCUUCUGCUUAA